Molecule: messenger RNA, 1536 nt
Organism: Trichobilharzia regenti
Lineage: Eukaryota; Metazoa; Platyhelminthes; Trematoda; Strigeidida; Schistosomatidae
Source: the annotation of a GenBank genome assembly
AUGUCGCUGUCUCGAAAAGUCAGCCCCUCGUCGAGAGUUGAAGAUGAUAAAAACAUUAGAAAGAAGUCAGUCAUCAAGAAUUUUUUGGGUUCAAACAAGGGGAGACUAUUCGGCAGUAACACAUGCAUAACUGAUAUUUCGUGCUGCGUCCACCUAUUAGAUGAUACUUGUAUGUCAGUUUCACUAUCAAAUAAAGCAUUCGGUAGAUGUUUACUCGAAGUUGUAUGUGAACGCCUCGGUGUUUUAUCACAUAUUUCCUACUUUGGACUGCGCUACUGUGAUAAUAAUAGUAUCAAUCAAUGGCUCAAUUUAAAUGACAAAGUUUAUAAACAGCUUAAAGAUGUCAAAAAUUCUACUCUGUGCUUUCGAUUCAUUUACUAUCCGAAUAAUCCGUUGAAGUGCUUUCCUAAUGAAACCAUUAGACAUUUAAUUUAUCUCCAACUGAGACGAGAUUUCUAUGCUGGUCGACUACGAGCUCAAGCAUCAAAGACUUAUGAAUUGGCAGCUUAUGCUAUACAAGCUGAGCAUGGUUUAACAGAAAUACCCCAAGGAUUCAAUGUGGAUACUAUUCCUGGUGGUAUGCGUGUUCUGCCUUGUUUAACAACAGCCAUUAUCAGAGGAAUUAAGGCACAUCUGAAAACAUGCAUCUGCAUGUCAAAAACUGAAGCUCUAGAGAAAUUUAUUGAAGAGGCAUCAAAGAUUGAAACAUAUGGAAUGGAACCAUUUCAAGUGCAAGACCAGAGACAAAAUGGAUUAUGCAUUGGAUUCAAUUACAAGGGUAUUUCAAUAUUCAAAGAUGGUUUCAGUACCAAUGUUUUUGAAUGGGCAUUUAUUAAAAACAUUUAUCCAGCUAAAAAGAAUCUGGUAAUGAUUGUCAGCAAUGGACAGUCUGAAGAAAAGGAUCUAGUUCUUGGCUUCAAGUGUAAAUCAUGUUCUGAGGCAAAAACUCUUUGUAUGCGUGCACUCAACUGUAAAACAUUUAAAGAAAUGCAAAUAGAAGAAAUGUCUUUUAUUGCUCAAUCUUUUAGAACAUCAAGUAUUUUAAAUUAUAGACCAUCUGUGCUUAUAAAUCAAGAUUCCUUUAGCGAUUCUUCUGACAGUUUACAAUCUCAUUCACCUAAAAAUAAGAUUGAUUCAAACACAGACAUCCAAUUAGAAAUAACAUCUCCACCACCAACAACAACUACCAGUGAUUGUCCUGAGACUUCAACAGGCUCAGAAACCAGUGAAAGUACAGCUUGGCCAGUCAGUUAUGAAGCGUUCAAUGAAAACAGACGAGUUAGUGACGGCUUAGACAAUCCACCAAAGACACCUAAUCUAGACGAACCUAGACACAGUUUAACUAUGUCAUAUUUAAAUCCUCCAGCCAAACCAACACAAAGAGUGAGUCCUCGAGGUAGUUUUGGUGGUAGUAUGGAGUUGCCAACUCCAAGUGAAAGUAAACCACAGGUUGCUGAUCUUUUCUGGAAUCCUAAAAGUGCUCAUCACUUAGUUAAUGGAUCUUCAAUCAAUGUGAACAAAGAAAAUAGUAAAUAA